Dinoponera quadriceps is the source of this 1017-nucleotide messenger RNA. Its product is annotated as histone-lysine N-methyltransferase SETMAR-like. Lineage: Eukaryota; Metazoa; Arthropoda; Insecta; Hymenoptera; Formicidae. The transcript is spliced from 2 exons. Gene Ontology annotation, molecular function: nucleic acid binding. The record is from RefSeq and is a predicted model, not a curated record. The annotation marks the transcript as partial.
AUGAAACUGAAGAGAAAGGCGCUUAAGUGGUUCCAUUCGAAGCCGGAACAUAUCGAGAUGAUAUUCGAUACGCUUAUUGGAGAGCUGAGGAAGAUGUUUCGCCAUCGUCAAGAUAAAGUAACGCUACGAAAGAAAUUUAAAGGGCGUCUGCGGAAGAGAGACGAAACUUUUCGCAAGUACGUCCACGAAAAAAUAAUCUUGGGGAAUCGUGUGCCAAUUGCUGUCGACGAGAUGUUGAACUACGUCAUAGAUGGCAUCUCCGAUAAUACACUGCUUAACCAGAUGAAAACAAAACGCUAUUUACAUCUACUUUUUUUGUAUGAGUACAAAUUGAAUCAUAGAGCAGCUCGAACUUCGAGAAACAUUAAUCAAACUUUCGGAGAUGGAUCCACCACUGAAAAAAAUGCUCGAUAUUGGUUCCAAAAACUUCGUUCUGGCAAUUUGAGCAUCGUCAAUGAGCCUCGAGAAAGACCACCGGUCCAUAUUGAUAACGAGGAAUUAAGGACGACUGUGGAAUCCGAUCCAGACACAACUAUUCAUAAACUUGGGACUAAGUUAGGAACUAGCCAUACGGCUGUGUUGAAACAUCUGCGUGCAAUAAACAAAGUAAAAAAAUUGGACUCAUAUGUACCGUACGAAUUGACGGAACUGCAGAUGGUCGACCGCAAGAGUAAGUGCGCAUCUUUGUUGAUUCGCAAUAAACGAUUGCUGUUUUUACACCAAAUCAUCACUUGUGAUGAAAAGUGGAUUUUGUACGACAAUCGAAAACAAUCAAGCAAAUGGGUAGAUAAGAAUAUAUCGCCAGGACAUACCCCUAAGCCGAAAUUCUAUCAAAAGAAGAUUAUGGUUACCAUAUGGUGGAAUGCCAAAGGUGUGAUCCAUUAUUCCUUCCUGCAACCAGGUAAAACCAUAACAGCGGAGUCCUAUUGCCGUGAAAUUGAUGUCAUGCAUGAGAAACUUGUGAAAAAACAACCAGCAUUGCUCAAUCGGCACGGUGUAAUAUUACUGCAAGAUAAC